Messenger RNA from Vicia faba (fava bean), 546 nucleotides. The record is from the annotation of a GenBank genome assembly. NCBI's taxonomy places the organism in Eukaryota, Viridiplantae, Streptophyta, Magnoliopsida, Fabales, Fabaceae.
AUGAAUGUUAGCAUGAUCAUGAAGGUGAAAAUUUGUUCCCAGGAGGUAAUGAAGCUAGCAAAUAUUGAGGAGAGCCUUUUUAGACAAAGAUCCAAGAUUGAUUGGAUUAGGCUAGGGGACAAUAAUAAUGCUUACUUCCAUGCAAAUCUCAAAAGUAAGUAUAAGCAAGCUCAAAUAAGUAAGAUGAUAAACAAAUAUGGUAAUACUCUUGUGACAGAUGACCAAAUUGAGAAGGAAGUUUACAGGUUCUACCAGGCUUUGGUGGGUGUUGCUGCUACUAAUCUAAAGAAAAUUGAUAUAGAGGUAAUGAGGGAUGGUAAGCAGUUGAAUAAAGACCAUUGUCAGAACCCCGCUGCUCUUGUUACUGAUAGGGAAAUUCAUCAGACCCUGAUGAAAAUAAGUGAUUUGACUUCUUCUAUAGCAGAUGGGUAUGGAGCCAGUUUCUUCAAGGCUUCUUGGUAUAUCCUAAAGGCUGAUACCAUUGAAGCAAUCCAAGAUUUCUUUUUGAAUGGGAAAUCCCUAAUAGAUUUAUCAGCUGGACCAUGA